Pistacia vera is the source of this 1837-nucleotide messenger RNA. Its product is annotated as (-)-germacrene D synthase-like. Gene Ontology annotation, molecular function: magnesium ion binding; terpene synthase activity. Gene Ontology annotation, biological process: diterpenoid biosynthetic process. The record is from RefSeq and is a predicted model, not a curated record. Lineage: Eukaryota; Viridiplantae; Streptophyta; Magnoliopsida; Sapindales; Anacardiaceae. The coding region runs from base 1 to 1674 and encodes 557 amino acids. The transcript is spliced from 7 exons.
AUGUCUCUUCAACUUUCAGCAGUGCCAACUUCAAUCAAAGUUGCUAAGCAAGAUACAAAUCGGCGCUCAGCAAAUUUUCAUCCUAGCAUUUGGGGGGAUCAUUUCCUCUCUUAUGCUAGUAACUCUGUGGAAGCUGCUGAUGAGAAAAAGUUACAAGAUCUAAAGGAAGAAAUUAAGAGAAUCCUAAAGGCUAAUGUUAACAAGCCGGCAGAGAAACUUGACCUGGUUGACAGAAUCCAGAGGUUAGGCGUGUCCUACCAUUUUCAAACUGACAUUGAUCAAAUCUUAGAGAAAGCCUACGAGGCUCAUCAAGACAGUGGUCUGAAAGAUGAGAAUGAUUACUUGUAUUCCAUCUCUCUUGAAUUUCGAUUACUGAGACAACAUGGUUAUAACAUAUCCUGUGAUGUUUUCAACAAUUUGAAGGACAUCAAUGGGAACUUUAAGAAAUCUCUUGUGAAAGACAUUCGAGGAAUGUUAAGCUUAUAUGAAGCUACACAUCUCAGGGUGCAUGGUGAAAGUAUACUGGAUGAAGCGCUUGCUUUCACCACCACUUAUCUUGAACCAGUAGCAACCCAAUUCAGCUCUCCACUUGCAGCACAAGUUAAUAAUGCCUUAAAUCGACCUCUUCGCAAAAGCUUACCAAGGCUAGGAGCAAGAUACUACAUGCCUAUCUAUCAAGACGAUCAUUUGCACGAUGAAAUUCUAUUAAAAUUUGCAAAAUUAGAUUUUAAUAUGUCACAGAAAGUUCACCAGAAGGAACUCAGUGAUAUCACAAGGUGGUGGAAAACUUUAGAUGUUGAGAAUAAUCUACCUUUUGUAAGAGACAGAGUGGUAGAGUUAUACUUUUGGACACUGGGAGUGUAUUUUGAACCUGAUUAUGGGUUGGCUAGGAGGUUUCUAACCAAAGUGACCGCUAUGUGUUCCAUUACUGAUGACAUCUAUGAUGCAUGUGGUACAAUUGAAGAACUUGAACUUUUCACCACUGCAAUUGAGAGAUGGGAUAUCAAUGCUAUGGAACCACUGCCAGAGUAUAUGAAAAUUGCUUACAGGGCUCUCCUUGAUGUUUAUGAUGAAAUUGAGAAAGAUAUGGUCAACCAAGGAAGAUUGUACCGCCUUGAUUAUGCAAAAGAAGCGAUGAAGAUAUUGGUGAGGAAUUAUAACAUGGAAGCUAGAUGGUGCAACCAAAACUAUGUACCAACAAUGGAAGAGUACUUUUCUGUUGCAUUACCUAGCUGUGGCUACUUAACAUUAGCAGCCACAUCAUUUUUGGGUAUGGGAGAUAUAGUAACCAAAGAAUCGUUUGAAUGGGUACUCAGCAACCCUAAAAUCGUUAAGGCCUCAUCAAUAAUUUGCAGACUCAUGGAUGACACAGCAGGUCACAAGGAUGAGCAACAGAGACAGCAUGUUGCCUCAGCAGUUGAAUGCUACAUGAAGCAUCACGGUACUUCAGAGGAAGAGGUAGUUAAAUUAUUCGGCGAACAAGUUAAGAAUGCUUGGAAAGAUAUAAAUGAGGAAUUUAUUAAACCAACUACUGUUCCAAUGCCUCUGCUCGAACGGGUUCUUAAUCUUGCUCGCGUAAUGGAUCUCCUAUACAAGGAAGCUGAUUGCUACACCAAUUCUCAUUUGAUGAAGGACCAUGUUGCCUCAUUGCUUAGGGACCCUGUACAGCUCUGAAGAUUAUUCCAGAGCUGAAUAAUACUCCAUUUGGUCCACCCCAAUUUCACAGGGGAUAAGUAAUAUAUGGUUUUUAAUGGUACCAAAUAAAUAAUUUCCCCAAUAAUUUGGUCUACCUCAAUUUCAUAGGGGAUAAAUAAUAUAUAUAUACAUGGUUUUUAAU